GGCCCCGCGAGGAGGAGCCGCCGCCGCUCCCGGCCCCGCCAUGGGGAACCGCGGCAUGGAGGAGCUCAUCCCGCUGGUCAACAAGCUGCAGGACGCCUUCAGCUCCAUCGGCCAGAGCUGCCACCUCGACCUGCCGCAGAUCGCCGUGGUGGGCGGGCAGAGCGCGGGCAAGAGCUCGGUGCUCGAGAACUUCGUGGGCCGGGAUUUCCUUCCCCGCGGCUCCGGAAUUGUCACUCGCCGGCCUCUCAUCCUGCAGCUCAUCUUCUCCAAGACAGGUACAGGGCUGGAAAACAGGGAAUUCCCGGGGGGAAAGCCCGCUGGGUACAUCGGGGUGGUGAACCGCAGCCAGAAGGACAUCGACGGCAAGAAGGACAUCCGCGCCGCGCUGGCGGCCGAGCGCAAGUUCUUCCUGUCCCACCCGGCCUACCGGCACAUGGCCGAGCGCAUGGGCACCCCCCACCUCCAGAGGGUCCUCAACCAGCAACUCACCAACCACAUCCGGGAGACACUGCCCUCGCUGCGCAGCAAACUCCAGAGCCAGCUGCUUUCCCUGGAAAAGGAGGUGGAGGAGUACAAGAACUUCCGCCCCGACGAUCCCACGCGGAAAACCAAAGCUUUGCUGCAGAUGGUCCAGCAGUUCGGGGUGGACUUUGAGAAGCGGAUCGAGGGGUCGGGAGACCAGGUGGACACCGUGGAGCUCUCCGGGGGUGCCCGGAUCAACCGGAUCUUCCACGAGAGGUUCCCCUUUGAGCUCGUGAAGGUGAGGACCUGGCCUGGGUGGAUUUGGCAGAACCGAGUCGGUGCCCUGGCGGCGCUGCCACGGUCCCCCCGCAGCGGUUUUUCCCCGUCCUUCUCCCUCUCUUUUCAGCUCGGUUCCUACCCCAGGUUGCGGGAGGAGACGGAGCGGAUCGUCACCACCCACAUCCGGGAGCGCGAGGGCAAGACCAAGGACCAGAUCCUGCUGCUGAUCGACAUCGAGCUCUCCUACAUCAACACCAACCACGAGGAUUUCAUCGGAUUUGCCAACUGUUUCACUGAGCAGCACGUGGCGACCGGCGCGCAGCAGAGGAACACGCAGACCAACAAGAAGAGGGCGAUUCCCAACCAGGGGGAGAUCCUGGUGAUCCGCAGGGGCUGGGUGACCAUCAACAACAUCAGCAUCAUGAAGGGCGGGUCCAAGGAAUACUGGUUCGUGCUCACGGCCGAGUCGCUCUCCUGGUACAAGGACGACGAGGAGAAGGAGAAGAAGUACAUGCUGCCCCUGGAUAACCUGAAGAUCAGGGAUGUGGAGAAGGGAUUCAUGUCCACCAAACACGUCUUCGCCAUCUUCAACACGGAGCAGAGGAACGUGUACAAGGAUCUCCGGCAGAUCGAGCUGGCCUGCGAUUCCCAGGAGGACGUGGACAGCUGGAAAGCCUCCUUCCUCCGGGCGGGAGUUUAUCCCGAGAAAGACCAAACGGAGAGCGAGGACGGGGCGCAGGAAAACACCUUCUCCAUGGAUCCGCAGCUGGAGCGGCAGGUGGAGACCAUCCGGAACCUCGUGGACUCCUACGUCGGGAUCAUCAACAAAUCCAUCCGGGACCUGAUGCCAAAGACCAUCAUGCACCUCAUGAUCAACAAC
Molecule: messenger RNA, 1621 nt
Organism: Lepidothrix coronata (blue-crowned manakin)
Lineage: Eukaryota; Metazoa; Chordata; Aves; Passeriformes; Pipridae
Product: dynamin-2-like
Exons: 14
Cellular component (GO): microtubule; cytoplasm; membrane
Molecular function (GO): GTP binding; microtubule binding; GTPase activity
Source: RefSeq, a predicted model, not a curated record